AUGGUGCCCACCAUCACCCGCCUCGCCGGCUUCCUGGCUCUCUUUGGCGCUGUUCACAGCGCCCCCGCUUCCCUUGACCAGGCCACUGUCUCCAUUGGCUUGGAGGGCCGCGAGAUUGUUCCGGUCCAGUGGAACCUCCCCAUCAACAUCAACGACCCCAAUGGCAAGAAGGUCGCUGUCACCGGUACCAUCGAAGAGGCAGUCGCCAGGAUGGAAGCCCACUUCCCUGGUUGGAACGAAUCUUUUGUGGCUCAGCUGCCCGCCGUCCAGCUGCCCUCGCGCUUCGGCCUUAGGGCGGACAACGACCCGGAGUUGGGCAACGUGGUGUCUACUGACUGCAAUAUUCCCGGGGAGCCGCAGAGCGAGUAUCGUAUUGGCCAGGGGGUCUCGUACUUGCGUGGCUUGUCGGGCAAAGCGAGCAACAAUCCGGGCAAGUGUGGACGUGUCAGCUGCUCCUAUCACACUGCCAUCUACUGGUGCAAUGAGGAUACGGUCGACAAGGAGGUCGAGUGGAACGCCAUUGCUGAUGGAGCAUAUGACGUUUGUAGGAACUGCGAGAAGCAAGAUGACAAGGGAGUUUACCAUGCCAAGGGCACGGUGACAUUCAAGGAGAAGUUCAGUGUCACUGUCAGGGAGGACUGGGAAAACUGCUAA
Podospora pseudopauciseta is the source of this 654-nucleotide messenger RNA. RefSeq lists its product as uncharacterized. The coding region runs from base 1 to 654 and encodes 217 amino acids. NCBI's taxonomy places the organism in Eukaryota, Fungi, Ascomycota, Sordariomycetes, Sordariales, Podosporaceae. The record is from RefSeq and is a predicted model, not a curated record. The transcript is spliced from 3 exons.